UAGUUUCAACACAGCUCACCACAGACAUGCCGACUUCCCUCUGUUUGUCUAACCAGAUCUCAUAUAAGUCACUGGUUGACACGACCUACGAAAGCUGGUCGUUACUAAUGCAUGUGUUUGGUGGAGCGGUGGUGUGGGUCAGUGACUUCAGACUGCAGAGGCUGUGUUCUCUGGGGAGACAUGGAUGGGGGGGAAGUGGAAGACGGAAACCUCAUUACUGAGUGAGCACCAGGCAUGUGCACGGUGUUAUACCAGCCAAUCAGAUACCAGUUCCAGAGAAGAUGGUGGCCGCUGUGCUCACCUUGCUCACCUCAAGUAAACAUGUUCAACCUGAUGAGCAACUGCUGCACCUGGGUCUCCAAAAUACAGGAGCCAAUCAGGAAAGUGACCAUUCUGAUGGUUGGUCUUGACAAAGCAGGAAAAACAUCCUGCCUCAGAGGGAUGUUAAGAGUCCCCCAUGCUGUGGAAGCGGGACCCACCCAGGGCUGCGUCCGAAGUGAGCUGAGAGUGGAGAACUACCUGGUGACCUUGAUGGACGUGGGGGGGUCAGCGGAGUCCAGAGGAGCCUGGAAGGAGCUCUGCGGAGAGGCCCACGGGAUCAUCUUCGUGGUGGACUCCAGCGACCGGCAGAGGAUCAAGGAGGUCAAGGAGGUUCUUGCUGACCUGCUGAAGCAAACGAGAGUGGCGGGAAAACCCAUAUUAGUGUUGGCCAACAAACAGGACAAAAUGAACGCUUUGCUGGGAAGUGAGCUGAUUGAGAUCCUGUUACUGGAGAAGCUGGUCAACCAGAGCCGCUCUCUGUGCCAUAUUGAGCCUUGUUCAGCCUUAAUGGACCUGCGACGCUGGUCGGACAGGAAGACUCAGCGAGGCCUUCGCUGGUUGCUGCGAGCUGUUUGUCUGGAUUACCCUGAGCUGUGUACUCGUGUAGCCCAGGACAGCAAGAGGCCUCUGGAACCAAGAGAGGGGGAAAAGACCUGGAAAACAGAGAAAGUUCGCAGAAAACCCAGGGUGGAACGAAUCCGAUCCAGCAAGUCAGAUCUUCGCCAGGUUCAUCGGCCAAAAGAAAAGGAGAAGAAGACGAAGGGUGAAGGAAAGCUGCAACCCAUUCGAAACAUGCUGCAAAAGGAAACCUCUCUCAAAAAGAAGCUGAAGAGAAAGAAGAAGAAGUCGGUUAAGGUCAAGGAAGGUGAAAAAGAUCAAGAAGAAGCAGCCGAGCAGGAGGAGGAAGAGGAGGGUGACGGCAACGAAGGAGAGCAUGAAAACUCUGGUCACAGAGAGAAAGCCAGCAGUGCCCUGAUCACCCCGAAAAAAGGCAAAUCCAAACGCAAAACAAAGGUGAAAGAAGAAGAGACUCCGGACGUGCCGGAAUCACAAGACAACGACGAGAAGCCGAUCAAAGCUAAAGGGGAAACGAAGAAGAAGAGGAAGAAAGUUGUCAAAGUGAAAAGGAAGAACAAGAUCAACACGGAGGAGAUGUCUGCAGCUUACUCUCAACCCGUGGACCUGUCUGCAACCUUUGAUCUUUACCGAAAAGCAAUACUGGCUCUGAAGGAACGUCAGGAUCAGAGACAGUGAGAGGACGCAGUCACACGACAUCACUUCAAAGACAGAUUCUGUUACGUCUUCAUCUCUUUCCAUAGACGUCAGACCUGAUCCCUGAACCUUCGGAGUGAAACUAAUUCCAGUGUGUAAUGACGGGCAGGUCUGCAUAAUCAUGUAAUGAUAGAAACAUUGAUAAUAUAAAAUAAAAAUAAAAAAAAUACAUAAAUAAAUAACAAUGUAUACAGUUUAAAAAGUUGAAGAUGAAAUUGUGUAUCAGGCCAAAAAUGUUAAAGGAGGUUUUGUUUAUAUAAAUCUAUGCAGUUUUGAUUGUAAAGGAAACAUGAUUUUUGAACUGUAUCCUUUUUUUUUACGGGUUUUGAAAACUUUCCAGAAAUUAACUCAGCACUAGGCAGAAUGGGACAUUGUUGAUAAUAACAAUAAACAUUUUGUCACUA
This is a messenger RNA of Sebastes umbrosus (honeycomb rockfish), 1997 nucleotides long. RefSeq names its product ADP-ribosylation factor-like 13A (gene arl13a). The transcript has 10 exons. Bases 235 to 1575 code for a protein of 446 amino acids. NCBI's taxonomy places the organism in Eukaryota, Metazoa, Chordata, Actinopteri, Perciformes, Sebastidae. Gene Ontology annotation, molecular function: GTPase activity; GTP binding. Gene Ontology annotation, cellular component: ciliary membrane; non-motile cilium. The record is from RefSeq and is a predicted model, not a curated record. Gene Ontology annotation, biological process: receptor localization to non-motile cilium; non-motile cilium assembly.